AUGUUAGCAUUCACAUCCAGAAUCGGCCUCGGGUUCUCCAGAAAGAGCAUCCUGCAGUCCACGAUUGCAUACAGAUCGUUCUUCAAGACGAUCCCCCAGCCACCGGGGAACAUCAUCGGCACCGUGAACGACGCCUACGUGCCACCAAAGCCAAACAAGCUGCACGGGUCGCUCCACUGGACCUUUGAGAGGGUCGUCGUGUUGGGCAUGACGCCAUUGAUUGUUGCGCCCCUCGUCACAGGCUCGUCGCCAUUCGACGGCGCCAUGUGCGCCCUCCUCUUGUACCACUGCUACGCGGGCUUCCAGUCCUGUAUCAUCGACUACAUCCCGAAGAGAGCCUUCGGCGUCUUUCACUCCCUCGCCAUGGGUCUCUUGACCUUCGGCACUCUUCUUUCCGGCUACGGUGUGUACAAGAUCGAGAACGAGGAGCAAGACGGUGUCUUCGGCAUCUUGAAGAAGUUGUGGAAGGCUUAG
This is a messenger RNA of Pichia membranifaciens NRRL Y-2026, 474 nucleotides long. RefSeq lists its product as hypothetical. The transcript has a single exon. Gene Ontology annotation, molecular function: ubiquinone binding; heme binding. The record is from RefSeq and is a predicted model, not a curated record. Bases 1 to 474 code for a protein of 157 amino acids. Gene Ontology annotation, cellular component: membrane; mitochondrial envelope. NCBI's taxonomy places the organism in Eukaryota, Fungi, Ascomycota, Pichiomycetes, Pichiales, Pichiaceae. Gene Ontology annotation, biological process: tricarboxylic acid cycle; mitochondrial electron transport, succinate to ubiquinone.